Spirodela intermedia is the source of this 2812-nucleotide messenger RNA. The record is from the annotation of a GenBank genome assembly. NCBI's taxonomy places the organism in Eukaryota, Viridiplantae, Streptophyta, Magnoliopsida, Alismatales, Araceae.
AUGCUUGAGACUGGUUCUUCUUCUUCUGUUAAUAGAAACAAAUUUUCUUGGGCAACUGAGUUGCACUCUUCAUAUGCUGUAAAGAGAGAAGUGUUGCCCUUGUGGGCUGUUAAUUCGUUCCAUCUUUCAAAACUAACAUUUUGAGGCAUGCCUUCAAAUAAAAUUCCAUAUUAUUUAUAAAAUUUAAAGUAACUCAUCUUCCAUGUUCCAAGGGAUUUUUCUUCCUGGCAAUUUUAAAUUUUCAUCAAAGCAUUCUCUCUGGUUCAGACAAAUAUUGCAAAGGUAUUGAUUUCUACAUCUUCUAGGCGAAAAGGUGUAAUCGGUUAUAAAUAAUUGAUGGUUUCGAAGCUCUAAGUUUCUGCUUCCUUUCUAUAUGUCAUAUUAUACAAAGCAUCGAUUUGUUGAGCACCAUUGAGUAACUGACCUCUCCAUAAUUGCUGCAGGCCAACCCACAACUGAUGUCAAUGAAGUCUCUGCAAGCUGACAAUGGAAAACAUCCAGAUGAAGAAGACACUUGUUCUGUGGCUUCUUCGUAACUGCCUAUGGCCCUCUCUUCUUAAAUUUGUGUUUCUGUAAUUAAAAUUAGAUAUGCUCAUUUUUUGACACUAUGUAGAACUACUGCAUCAAUAAGAGCAGCAAAAUUCAAGCCAACUGUGGCAACUGCUCCUAUUUUUAGAUGCACCCAGCGAGCAGAGAGGCGGAAGGAGGUGCACUUCCUUUAUUGGUCUUUCUCUUCAAGUGUUUAUGUUCUUUGCUAACAUAAUUGGGGCAUUGUUUUGUUUUCCAGUUUUACUCAAAAUUAGAAGAGAAACAUCAAGCAUUGGAGGCAGAGAAAAACCAACAAGAAGCUAGAACUAAAGUAUGUUGCCUCAUUAUCUCUUGUUACAAAAUCCUACUUUUCACCUAUGGGUCAUUUUUAUUUCAUUUAAUAUCUACCGGAAAUCUGGAGAAAGUAUUUGUAUUUGGUUUCCCGUUGAGAAACUAUAUCUUGUUAGGGAUAUUCUUAAGUUAUUUUACCUUUACUUUUUCUUUUUUUAUGCUACUGUAUUUUCCCAGGAAGAGAAGGAGGCAGCUUUGAAGCAACUGAGGAAGAAUAUGAUAUUCAAAGCAACACCAAUGCCUAGCUUUUACCAGGAGGGUCCACCUCCUAAGGUGGAACUUAAGAAAGUACCAGAGCUGGAUCCCUAGCUACUGCAUUCAUGGAUCCAUAAUUAUUUUUGUUUGGUUUUAAUGGUUUAUCAUUUCAUUUACUCAUCUUAGAUAUCCAUUGGGUACCACUGCAAUAUAUUUCAAAAAUAGAUCUGACUUUGGUGCCCUCCGUUUCCCCAUUGUGUGAAUGCCUAGUUGAAAGUAUAGUUCUUGUGGAUGUACUGCGAAGUAUUAGUGAUCCAUGUUUCAUUCAAUGGUACUCGGGACAUUGGAGAGGGGUGGCUAGUGAAGAUAUUGCCAUGUAUCUAAGAUAGUACGUAUUUGAAUACAAGCGAACAAUACAACAAGGUUAGACAUGGAUCUAUCCACGUUUGUCUUUAUAAAGUUGCUGCUAUUAUUUCCAAAAUCGAAAUCGUGUUAUAUAUUUCGUUUGGAAAAAAAUGUUCCAUAUUUGAUGUUAAUGUGUUAAGUAAUCCUGUCAGGCUUGCCAUUUGUCAUUUCCACUCUAUUUGCUGUAUUCGAAACCAAAAGGAUUAUCUCUCGACGCUGUUGGCCAGCUUGUACAAUUCAAACGCAUCUACUUGAAUCACACGUUUUAAGAAUAUCUUUUCUUACAAUCAUUUUCAAAGGGAGUAGUAGCACCAGAGAAGGUAGUCAGUUUCCAGACCCAUCCCAGUUCGUCUGUUGCUUUAUCCUGCAGUAGUGGUAGCAUGCUUCUGCCUCCUCUGAAGUUAACUGAUUUUGUGUUUCCCCAAAAGCGUUCAUCCGAUGGAUUCAUCUCUUGGAGGAUUUAUUUGUAAAUAUGAAAUCCCUGGUGAAAGAGAGAAGCAAAAGGGUGUAUGAAAAUGUUGAAAAUAAUGUGUUUCUUUAUGCAGCCCAUGCUGUUGCUCCUGCUGGUGAUGAUGGCUGCCGCCGAAAGUGGCAUGUGCCAGAUUCAUCUCUCUGCCCUUGCCAGGGAACUGGUCGGCUCUGACCCAGAUCAACAAUCAGACUGAGAUCUGUCUUCUCCAGUCUGAUUUAAUGGGGGAACCCUUUUUCCCCCAUGAGAUUAAAUGAAAACAGCAAAAAUCGGAUAAUUCUAGAUUUUUUUUUUUCAAAUAUUCAUGCUUGCUUACAUCAGUGACAAUAUUUUUUUUUUUAUUAAGACUUAAUUGUCAUUUGGUUGUUCGUCGUCUUGGGUGCAAUCUCUUGCUGAAAACCUAGAUUUUCAUGCUAAACUUCUCCAUGAAUGUUUUGUACAUAAGUUUUGUAAUCCUCUCACAUUAUAUACCCAUUACAUCAAACCAGGCACGAUUCCUCUGUUUGUAUCUUAUUUUCUUUUAUCUUUCCAUGAAAGCCGCCUCCGACGCGGGCCAAAUCCCCGAAGUUCGGCCGACGGAAGAGCUGCAGCGACGCAUCCAACCAAGCGCAUGUGGAGAAGGCCCAGGUACCGGUCUGCGGUCAGGUCAGCCGUCACAGCCUCGGAAACCAUAAAGAGGUCAACGACAAGCUACAGAGAGGAGCCAAGAAAGGAGGAGCCGCCGCUGCCGCCUGCAAAGACAAGGAAGCGCUUCCGAAAGCAGUCAAGGAGAGCCCAAAGUCCACCGUACAGGAGGUCAACGAGGAGGGAUCAGCCUUCUCCCAGAACAACGCUGAGGCAAGCGCUGGGAUAGCCGUGCAGUAG